Messenger RNA from Salvia miltiorrhiza (redroot sage), 1817 nucleotides. RefSeq names its product tyrosine decarboxylase-like. Gene Ontology annotation, biological process: amino acid metabolic process. Lineage: Eukaryota; Viridiplantae; Streptophyta; Magnoliopsida; Lamiales; Lamiaceae. Gene Ontology annotation, molecular function: pyridoxal phosphate binding; carboxy-lyase activity. The transcript has a single exon. The record is from RefSeq and is a predicted model, not a curated record. Bases 161 to 1684 code for a protein of 507 amino acids.
UCUCUCUUUCUCUCACCUCUCUCUAUUUCUAUAUAUACAUAGCCUCCCAUUACACAUUCAAUUCAAGAAACCCCACAAAAACAACAACAUUUUAUAUUUUUGGCUCCUUAGCUACUCUUUUUCCCUUGGUAGCAAAAUUUAAAAAGAAAAUUCAAAAUUCAUGGGCAGUUUACACAAUCAGAAACCGGAUACCGGCUUCGCCGGUACCAUAAAGCCACUCGACCCGGAAGAAUUCCGGAGGCAAGGCCAUCUAGUCAUCGACUUUCUCGCAGAUUACUACGAGAACGUCGAGAAAUACCCGGUUCGCAGUCAGGUCGAACCGGGCUACCUGAAGAAGCGGUUACCCGAGUCCGCUCCGUACGACGCCGAGCCCAUCGAGGAAAUCCUCCGCGACGUUCAGAGAGAUAUCGUCCCCGGCAUCACGCACUGGCAGAGCCCCAACUACUUCGCCUACUUCCCGUCGAGCGGAAGCAUUGCCGGAUUCCUCGGGGAAAUGCUCAGCACCGGCUUCAACGUCGUCGGAUUCAACUGGAUGUCGUCCCCGGCCGCCACCGAGCUCGAGAGCAUCGUCAUGGACUGGCUCGGGAAGAUGCUCAAGCUCCCCUCGGAGUUUCUAUUCUCCGGCGGCGGCGGCGGCGUGUUGCAGGGCACCACCUGCGAGGCCAUACUCUGCACCAUGGUCGCCGCCAGGGAUCGGGUUUUGAAGAGGAUCGGGAGAGAUAACAUCAACAAGCUCGUCGUCUACGGAUCGGAUCAGACGCACUCCGCGAUCCAGAAAGCGGCUCAGAUCGCGGGGAUAAACCCUAGUAAUUUUCGCGCCAUCGCGACAUCGAAAACGACCGCAUUCGGGCUCACGGGGGAGGCAUUCCGAGCGCAGGUCCAAUCCGACGUGGAAUCAGGUCUGGUGCCUCUGUUCCUAUGCGCGACGAUCGGAACGACGUCGUCCACCGCGGUGGAUCCGCUCCGCCCGCUCUGCGCGGUGGCGAAGGAGUUCGAUAUUUGGGUGCAUGUCGACGCCGCCUACGCCGGAAGCGCAUGCAUCUGCCCGGAAUAUCGCCAUUUCCUCGACGGCGUCGAAGGCGCCGAUUCCUUCAGCUUCAACGCGCACAAAUGGUUCCUAACCACGCUGGAUUGCUGCUGUCUGUGGGUGAAGGAUCCGAGCGCGCUUGUGAAGGCGCUCUCGACGUAUCCCGAAUAUCUGCGAAACAAAGCUUCCGAUGCGAAAUCGGUGAUCGAUUACAAGGACUGGCAGAUCACUCUCAGCCGGCGGUUCCGAUCGCUGAAGCUGUGGCUUGUCAUCCGCAGCUACGGCGUCGCGAAUCUGAGGAAAUUUCUGCGGAGCCACAUCAAAAUGGCGAAGAAUUUCGAAGGAUUGAUCGGGAUGGACAAGCGGUUCGAGGUGGUGGUGCCGAGGAACUUCGCCACCGUGUGCUUCCGCAUAUCGCCGAUCGAGAUCGCCGGAAACCACCAGAUCGUGUCCAAGGAGGAGGCGACGAACAAUAUAAAUUGCAAAUUGCUGGAGACGAUAAACGAAUCGGGGAAGAUUUACAUGACGCAUGCAGUGAUCGGAGGUGUUUACGUGAUGCGGUUCGCCGUCGGCGCGAGCUUGACGGAAAAUCGACACGUAAUUUUGGCUUGGAAAGUUGUUCAAGAACAUGCAAACGCGCUCUUGAACAGUUCGUGAUUUUUUUUGCUGCAGAAAAAAACAGACGGCAAAUUAAAUUACGAAUUGUUCAUUUAAAAAAAAAAGAUUAUUCUGAUUACGAUAAUCUGUUUUUAAUUUGUGAAUUUCAAUAAUCGAUAUAUAUUCUGAUUUA